Messenger RNA from Aspergillus heteromorphus CBS 117.55, 515 nucleotides. RefSeq lists its product as uncharacterized. The transcript has a single exon. NCBI's taxonomy places the organism in Eukaryota, Fungi, Ascomycota, Eurotiomycetes, Eurotiales, Aspergillaceae. The record is from RefSeq and is a predicted model, not a curated record. The coding region runs from base 122 to 397 and encodes 91 amino acids.
CAAGCAGUAGAUAGAACAUUCAUCCGAAUGGAAUACGAUCUAGAGAACACAGCCAAUUAACACUCUGAUCACCGAAUAAAGCACAGCAGAAUAAUAAUAGCCCGGCGAGCUGCUCACGGCGAUGACAUCGGCUCGCACGGGCCAACCCACCCACCGAAUUAUCCAGCCGUCGCCCAGCCGUCCGUCACUCUCGCUCUCUUUCCGUCACCGUCUCCCAAUAUCCCCGUCCAGCAACCUCCUCCUCCCCCUCCUCUUCUUCCUCCUCAACUCAUCUUCGCUAGAGCAUCAUCGCCCGGCGCGUGCCUGUCUGUAUAUUCAAUUCAUCCCGACACUCAUUUCUCCUUGUCCAGCCUCUCCUUUAACACCAACCCAAUACCUAAUUCCUCAUCGUCGAUAAUCCCACCCUUGAACGUCUCCUGCGCCUCACCCCGCCCAGCAACUCGGUGAAAUCAACACAAAUGGGUAUCUGCUCCUCGUGCCUCGGGCGCGGUCGUCGCGAUAAUCACGAUGUAAGC